Solenopsis invicta (red fire ant) is the source of this 4080-nucleotide messenger RNA. It is a transcript of the gene CycB3, whose product is annotated as G2/mitotic-specific cyclin-B3. NCBI's taxonomy places the organism in Eukaryota, Metazoa, Arthropoda, Insecta, Hymenoptera, Formicidae. The record is from RefSeq and is a predicted model, not a curated record. Gene Ontology annotation, molecular function: cyclin-dependent protein serine/threonine kinase regulator activity. Gene Ontology annotation, biological process: mitotic cell cycle phase transition; regulation of cyclin-dependent protein serine/threonine kinase activity. Bases 264 to 1727 code for a protein of 487 amino acids. Gene Ontology annotation, cellular component: nucleus; centrosome; cytoplasm. The transcript is spliced from 7 exons.
UGGCACGCGACACUGACCAAUCACCAUGCGGAGAGUGGUCGUAACCGUGCGUUUGAACCAACGUCAACUCAGUCAAUCAUAGAGGAGGUGACGCGGGUGUUGAAAGCUUGAGAGCCGAAACGCGACGUUCACGGCCUUACAACGCGUGGCAUGCGAGAACCUUGUAAACAAGCGACCUUUCGCCCGCUCACUCACGAGUACACGAGGAUCCCGAGUCACUUAGGUAAGGAACAGAAGCACCAAAAUUUUAUCAUAUCCUCAAAAUGGCACCUCCCAAAGUAUUACUUGGACAAAACAGACAAAACGGCACUGCAACUUUGAGGAAAGGAAUAACAACCAGAAGUCAAAAUUCCUUAUUGAAUAAUGUAUUAAAACCAUCCAAUGCUGGCAGAGAAACUCGUGCUAAGCGAAAAGCAGAAGUUUCCCCAUCUAAAGAAAAAACACACAAAAGAUAUGCUUUUGCCAACAUCACCAAUGCUAUUACUACAUCGCUAGGAGCACAAAUUCAUCCAUUAAAAAAGGCGAAUGUACAAACCAAACCAGUUGAAAAUAACAAUGGUUUAGAGAAACCUGUAGAUGUUACGUCAAAAGUUGCAUUGGCAAAAGCAAAACCAGUGCCUCGUAUUAAGCCUAUUCUCAAAAAAGAUGAUAAAACGGAAAUUGUUAAUAGCAAAAUUGUAAAUAGCAGAUUGAGUGUGGGUUCAGAGGAUAAUUCAUUGUAUGUCAGUGCUUUAGAAGAUGUUAAUGAUAGCAUGAAGAAGACUCGUAGGAGCAAUAAUAAGAUCGAUGAAAUAACAAACGAGAAACCAACGGAGACAGAUGAAAAAGGAGAACCCACGCCCCCUGUGAGUGAAACUAAAGUUACGGCCGCCUCUUUGGUGAACGCCAUUCCUGUAAAACAAUUACCUGAAGGCAUCCAGUGGGAUUUUGAUGUCGAGAAUUGGCUAGAUCCAUAUCAAGUAUCACACUAUGUAAUGGAUAUUUUUGAGUAUCUGAAGGAACGAGAACGCCUAUUUCCUAUCGGUGAUUACAUGGAUCGGCAAGUAUGUCUUUCGCAAUGGAUGAGAGCGUUGUUGGUUGACUGGAUGGUCGAGGUUCAGGAAUCAUUUGAGUUGAAUCACGAAACCCUGUAUUUGGCUGUGAAACUGGUUGACUUAUACUUGACAAAGAUGACGGUCGGAAAAGAGACUUUACAACUGCUCGGCGCUGCGAGUCUUUUCAUAGCAAGCAAAUUUGACGAAAGAAUACCACCAAUGGUGGAAGAUUUUUUAUAUAUAUGUGACGGCGCUUACACGCAAAGAGAACUGAUCAAAAUGGAAAUGAAUGUUUUAAAAGUAGUCAAUUUCGACCUGGGAAUACCUCUUUCUUAUAGAUUUCUGCGGCGUUAUGCCAGGUGCGCCAAGGUGUCUAUGCCCACAUUAACUCUGGCUCGGUACAUAUUGGAGCAUUCCUUGAUGGAUUAUUCGAUGAUCAGGUUUAGCGAUAGCAAAAUGGCAGCAGCAGCAUUGCUAUUAGCGUUAUUAAUGAAAGACUUGGGAGGAUGGAAUCCAACAUUAGAAUACUAUAGCAGUUAUAAACUUGACGACAUAAGAGAUAUUUGCAAUCUGUUGAAUAAAAGUUUGCACAAAAAGCAUAAAGAAACAUUAAAGACUGUCCACAGCAAAUACAGCCACAAGAUAUUUUUUGAAGUAGCAAAGCUGCCCUUAAAAGAGACUUUAGACAUAUAAAAGUACAAUUAAAAAUAACUGAAGUAACUUGUAAGUCAAAGAAAUGCCUCAAUAUCAGUAGAAGUACAGACAAAGAUUGAAUCGUCUUCAUAGCACGGAAUAGGUGUUAAGACUAGUCGUAUCAACAAUUGUUGGACAGUUGAAUGUUAAUUAAGUGAUUGUUAGCACGUAAAUAGCGAUGCUGCAUUCUAAAUUGUAUAAUGCAUGAAACGGGCGUAAAAAAUCGCGAAGCAUACCGAAAAAUUUUGCCGCUAAACUUCAUUGAAUUUUUUACGGGUACAUUGGAUAGCAUCUAUAUUGAUUUAUCUUUAUUAUUAUUAUUUAUAUACACAUAUAUGAUGCGGUAAUCUCUAUAGAACUUUACAGUUUUUACUAUUUGUAUAAGUCAUUUUACUAAUUCUUUGUCUUUUUUUAUUAAAAAUUUAUUUUAGCGCCACGCUUUUAUACUUUGCGAAAUGAAUUUUCAAUCCGAGAUUUGAUGUCGGGUUUUUUUUCAAUACACGAAAAUAGAAUGCUGAAAAGUAAUGCACGUAUGGUCGAAUUGAUUCAAACGAAAGGUGUAUAUUUUCAAAAUUUAAAGAAAAGAAUAAAAUUUAUCUUUUUUUUAUACUUAAUCAUAUAAUCUAAUAAAUUCUUCCCAAUGGAAAUUUAUUUUUAUGUCUAUUCGCUUAGCUUCACCAACUCUGGAAAAAUAUGAAGAAAUGCAAAACGCCAAACCUGAAUUGAAUGUUAUACGUUUGUUGCGGCAACCAUUGCUGCGAUAUUUAUACAUAAUUUUGGAGCAAUCGAAUUCACACAUUUACGAAAUUUUAUUGUUUAUCAUGCUUCGAGCAACAGUGUCCUAAAUAGUUUUUUAAACAAUGAUUGAAUUUUGUUAUAUUCUACAUACUAGAUCUAAUUAGCAUAAUAUACUUGACUUAUUUCAACGAUUGUUCAAGAAUUGUUUACUUGAACAAACUUUUGCAUAUUAGAAAAACAACACUAUUCCCAUCUCGUUUCUCAGAGUAAUUGACCGUAUGCGUUGCUUUUCAGCUUAUCUCCUCAUGAUUAACUAUAAUCUUUUAAUGACGAAAAAUAUUUUUUAAUAUACUCCCGAUCACCAACUGAUAAUGCAAAUACGAUUACAAGCAGAGAUAAUCGUGUGACAACUCUUACCGAAGAUACCAUCAUAUAAAGGAUGUGGCGCGUUGUUAUGUAUCAUUGUUGUAUUUACAGUUGGGCUUCCGUAUUCUUCGUCAGGAUCAAGCUGGCUUUUUUCUUGUCUUUUCCCUCCAAUCUCCACAUAUUCCAAUAUUGAAUAAUCAUUAGGUCUAAUCAUUAGAAUAUGAUUGGAAACUGAAGAGUAGGAGAAAGAACAUGGAGAAACUAACUCAAUCCUCGUAAGGAAGUGCAACGGAAGUUCGACUGUAUGUAGACUGAAUGAAGCUUAUUGUUGUUUGAGAAACUCGAAUUUCUGUUUACAGUCAUGAAUAAGAAAACAAAAUGUUUAUCGCAGAUAAUGAUGAGAAAAUUCAACAUUGAAAAUAGAAUAUCCCAUCCGUCUGAUCUUAGAAUAUAUAUAGCAAUUUAAUGUAGCUAUAUUUCCAUAUUAUGACAAUUCUGUUAGGUAUGAUUUGAACUCUUGUUUUGUGUACAUUUUUAGCGAAAUAAGAUUUCUCCUUCAUUGAAACUCGUAAUUACCCGAGUGAGUGGCAAAUAUUGAUCAUUUUUGCUGCAAAUUUAUGCAACAUCUAUAAAAAAAAAAAUUAAGCUAUCGUUAAUUUAUUAUAAAAAUAUACCUACUUAGUUCCCUAUUGUAAGGAUUAAAAGAGUUGAUUUGUACAUUCUUGCAUGCCAAGAGAGAAAAUUAUAAAUUUCAAAGACUCGCAAUUCAUAAAUUCGACGUUUCGAAACUUUUAGCAGUGCUGCGUAAUACACUCCUCUUUCCAAAAAAUUCAGGUGAGCAUCAAUAAAAAACGAAAAAAACCAUCUGUGAUAUCAACAUUCGCUCAUGUCACAAAACCGAAACGAUGAGUGCGUGUGCGUUAUGCAUUUUUCUCUCCCAAAAUGCAGGGUGGCCACGAAAUUCUUCAGUGUGAAGAAUUACAGUUUUUCUCUACAAAAAUGAAAUAAGUUUGUAUUUGGAUAUUUUAUUUUAAAUAUGACUUUAUAUCUGAAAUGGACCUAUCGCAUUCUUGCGUUCGACAGGAAGAUGUUUAUCAUUUGGCACUUUUACAGUACAUAUUCAAUUUGUAUAAUAGUAUUUAUUUUGAACGUUAAGAAGUACAAAAUGUAAAAAAAAUAAUAUAAAAAUCUUUAAGUGUGUAUAAUAAAUAUGCUCAAAAAUAAAUACAUAUAUAUUUUUUCAUAUAUA